AUGGCAAAAAGUGCCGCGCCGACACUGGCGGACUUGAAUGCCAAACAAAAGCAGUUGGAGAACAUCAUUAAAUCGAUGAACACCCAGAUAAUGCAAGCGCAGCUCUUUCUUGAGGAAAGAAUUCGCUCAGAUGGCGCGUCCGGAAUCAAGGCAGUGCGGCUGUACCAUGAGGGUACCAGCGCGUUCUUUGAAGACAACCAUAUCGGUAACGGGGCCCUCUCCAUGCACGAUCACGCCAACUAUGACCGAACAGUCGGACUAGGUGAGUUCAUCGCUGUGAUGAACGGAGUGGAGUUCAGAACACGUCACAAUGACUACAAGCUGAGAAUGCCACUCAAGCGCGGCAAGUACCUAGACACAGAGUACAUCCCCUUCCCACCUGUGCCGCCAUCGGUGCUCAAACAGGGUAGUGUCCCGAAACAAGUGGCGGAGAUGCAGGAGUAUUUCCGCGCCUUCAGGGACCAGAACGUGACCCACCGUGACUACCGCAACUACUUCAAGGCUAACUUGUGUGUGGCGGAGGGAUCCUGGACACUGAACACUAACACCCUUAGUGAACCCUUCCAGAGUGACCGGCAUCAUAUCGACGCCACAAGCUGGCAAGAUUUGCAGGACAAGGUUCGGUUCACCUCAUACACAGGCACCAAGAGUCGACUGGAGAACUUCUCGUGGCUGCCCACCAAGUUUUACGGUCAGGAGAAUGGUGUUCCCAAGGUGGCCCAGUGGACCUAUCGCAUUAUCUGCAACCCUAUUAGGUACGUCAUAAAAGCAAAACAUCCCGACCUCGUACUUCCAGCAACAAGACGACCUGGCUCACCGGCUGAGCCGCUGGCGGACCGUAGAUCAGAUCAAGAAAUCAAGAGCCGCCAGGUUCAAGCUCAACGAGUUCGCCAUGGAGAGUACCGUUUUUUGCACCGCCUGUUCCACAGAGUAUCCUACGCCAUACCCCUUGAAAUCGUUUAUAUGACCCCUCUCUUGAGCUGGAAUCCCUACCACGUUGCAUACACAGACAUCACCCCAAGUCCACAGGCUGCCGCUGUGACGGCGAACGGCAGAUAUGGUGGCUUUGACAAACGCACAGCCUUCAACGGAACUAACAAGUCCGUGUUUUACAGGGUCUCUGGUGUACCCAGUGUCUAUAUUCAAUUCUACUAUUCGACCGAGUCUGAGGGUCCGAGGGUUAAAAACAGAGUAAAACUCAUCCCAAAUCUCGCGGUCCACCAUGUGAGUUUUCUCUCCCCUGUGUUUUCCAGGACGCCAGAAGAGUUCUACGCGACCGGGAAGGUAGAGGCAGACAAAGCUGACACAGCCAGAGGGUCUGUAGGUGUUCUCGACAAGCAAGGAAACGUGCACCGCGUGGCAGGCUCGGGUGUACGUGUGAUCACCCCGUCUAUUGGUGGAAACGUAGGCCAAGUCAGAACGCGCUAUCCCAUCUUCCCUGUGCACGCGGAAGGAAGUUCUACUGGCAUUGAGCUCUCGGUGAGGAUUUUUUGUCUUAAAACCGAGCAUGUGCAAGUCAAAUAAUUUAAUCUGCGUACUCUGGCGUCAUCUGGGUCUGAAAAUGACGUCACAUUACUUUAAAAAAUAUCAUCUCCUUCCACUGGUGGUCGUGCUCCCCCCUCCCCUCUCUAUCUCUCUGUCCCUC
Molecule: messenger RNA, 1645 nt
Organism: Aplysia californica (California sea hare)
Lineage: Eukaryota; Metazoa; Mollusca; Gastropoda; Aplysiida; Aplysiidae
Exons: 10
Coding region: 1-1524 (507 amino acids)
Source: RefSeq, a predicted model, not a curated record